AUGCGCACGGUUAGCCCAGGACGGGUCUGGCUCAGCGGGAGCUCCUCGCAAGGAGCCACGCAAGCGGCAGGCGUUGCUUCCCCGGGGUCGGCCGGGAAGGGGGCAGGAAAGGGUUUUCCGCCCUCCCCUCGGCCCCCGCUCCCGGCCCUGGGGAGGGGCCAGCCCCGGCGGGUGCGCCCUUUGCCCGCCGCUGCCCCCGGGCCGGGCGCAGCCCCUGCUCCCCUGGCAGCCGGGUCGGCCCCUCCGGCGGGUCCCGCUGCCGCUUGGGCCGAGCCGGGCCGGGGCGGGGGCGCGGGCGCAUCCCGCCUCCGCCGCCUUCAGGGGCGCCGCGUCCCGCUGGCGGCGCCUCAUGGCGCGAUGCAGCUGCAGUGGGAGGGAGAGGAAACCCACCCCCCUCGCCCGGCGGCCGCCUUUGUAACCGCCCGGCCCAGCUCAGCGCGCAGCGGCUCGGGGAGCGCCGGAGCGCGGCGGCGGGAGCAGAUGGAGCCGGAGGGUUGCCCUUGUUCUCCUUUUCCAAUCAAGUGUCACAUUGACUCCAGUCCUGCGUUGGAAGCAUGUGGGGAACUGCAGCACAUCAGCUCAGCACAAUGUCUCCAUCAGGCUGGAAGGAAGCCCAAAACCAAAACUGCACUGGCCAAAAUGCAUCCUCUACAGAAACCCCAAGUACCUCCUAAGCCUGUCCAUCUCAAACCUGGGCAGGAAAGAAUUCCUCCUGCACCAUCUCGGCCUUUGCCAGCUGAUCCCAAAUCAUCAAGGAGCUUAGCACCUGGAGAGGAAGAAGUACCAAUAUCAGCAGGAGUCAACACGCUCAUUGAGAAAUUUGAAAGUAUUAGGCAACCUGUACAUAUUCUUCAAAGAAACCAGCUAAAUUUAGCUCUUAAAAUGGAACCUGGCCUGGAUUCAUCCAAGCAGAUGAGCUUGUGUGACCGUGACACAGUGGCUUCCAGCGACUCUUCCACAAAUGACAAAACUGAAUUGGAUGAAACUGAGCCCAACAUACCAUGCAGCAUGGAUCUAACUAACACAGACAUAAUGAAAAUUAAAGAGCUGAGCAUAGGUGAUAGCAAAAGCCAUGAAGACUGUACUGCUGUGACUUUGAGCAAAGAGUCCCAAGAAGAGCUUGGCAGUAAAGACUCAACUGCAGAACUGAAUGGGAGUGGUAAAAUUCCCAACAGAGACAGUGGCAUUGACAGUCCUUCUUGUAGUGUGGCUGGGGAAACAUUCCCCAGUGAAGAAGGGGCCGAGCAGAAGAAGUCCAGCAUGGCUGGGAACCCAGGAGAGAUGGAACCUGACAGAAAGGGCACCAAACCUUCCUCUGUGGAGCAGAAGAGAGACUCCACGCAGGAUGACGACAGUGACAUUGAUGAAGGAAGCAGUGAGGAGCAAGAGAUAGCAGAAGUGCCAAAGUUGGAGUAUUUGGAUGUAAACAAGUGUACAGAGCCCCAAAAGCUAUUCAACAUCGCCAAUGAGCUGCUCCACACAGAAGAAGCGUAUGUUAAAAGACUCCAUCUCUUGGACCAGGUUUUUUGCACUAAAUUGUCCGAAGCAGGGAUCUCAUCUGAAGUGAUAACAGGCAUCUUCUCAAAUAUUUCUUCCAUCUAUUGUUUCCAUGGACAAUUUCUUCUUCCUGAGCUCAAAACAAGAAUUACACAAGAAUGGAGCGUCAACCCACGGCUAGGAGAUAUCCUGCAGAAACUUGCUCCUUUUCUGAAGAUGUAUGGAGAGUAUGUAAAGAACUUUGACAGGGCAAUGGACAUAGUGAACACGUGUAUGCAGCGGUCCUCUCCCUUCAAAGAUGUUGUUCAGAAUAUACAGAAACAGGAGGUGUGUGGAAACCUGACUUUGCAGCAUCAUAUGCUUGAACCAGUGCAAAGGAUUCCUCGUUAUGAGCUUCUCCUGAAGGACUACUUAAAGAAACUUCCAGAAGAAUCUCCAGACAGGAAAGAUGCUGAAAAGUCCCUGGAGCUGAUAUCAACAGCAGCAAACCAUUCCAAUGCAGCCAUCCGGAAGAUGGAAAAGAUGCACAAGCUUUUGGAAGUCUAUGAGCGCCUGGGUGGUGAAGAGGAUAUUGUUAACCCAGCCAACGAGCUCAUUAAAGAAGGACAAAUUCAGAAACUUUCAGCAAAGAAUGGCACAGCACAGGAUAGGUAUUUAUUCCUGUUUAACAGCAUGGUGCUGUACUGUGUGCCAAAACUGAGGCUGAUCGGCCAGAAGUUCAGUGUCCGAGAGAAGAUGGACAUUGCAGGACUGCAGGUCCAAGAAAUUGCCAAGCAAAAUGUGGCUCAUACAUUUUCCAUAACAGGAAAAAAGAGAUCAUUGGAACUGCAAGCCAGGACAGAAGAGGAGAAGAGGGAGUGGAUUCAUGUCAUUCAAGCCACAAUAGAAAAGCACAAACAGAACAGCCAGACCUUCAGAGCUUUCAAUAGCUCUUUUUCACAAGAGGAGGAGCAUCCUCCUGAUUCCUCAAUAGCCAGCACCAGCUCAGUUGAAUCAAUGCCAGGAGCAGAUGGUGGUGGUGCAUUAGGAGGGAGUGAUUCCUCUAGGAAAUCUUCCAAAUCCAAGCGAGACAAAGAGAAACAGUCUUGUAAGAGCUGCAGCGAGAGCUUCAACUCCAUCACAAAGAGGCGGCACCAUUGUAAGCAGUGUGGGGCUGUGAUCUGUGCAAAAUGCUCUGAGUUCAAGCCCCUUGCAGAUAACAGCCGCCAUAACCGCGUGUGUAAGGAGUGUUUCCUGCAGCUCCCAGCCAGCCCCUGCAGCCCCGGCGUGGAGGCAGCUGGGGAACAGAAGAAAAGACUAGCUGCAGAGAAGCAAAGCAUCCUUGUGGCUGAAAACAGCCUCUUCAGCAGCUACCUCCAGUUCCUUGAAAAAGGGAAGACUUGGAACAAAAUGUGGGUGACCAUCCCCAAGAGUGAACCUCUUGUUCUGUAUCUGCAAGGAAGCAGCCAGGAUGGACGAAGCCCACGUCCAGUCCCUCUGCCUGGCUAUGAAGUCAGUUUACCAGGUUCUGGUGAGAAGUUUGAUCUGAAGCACGUUUUUAAGCUUUGCCAGUCCCAUCAAACUCUCUAUUUCAGUGCAGAAGAUGAAGAGCUGCAAAUGAAAUGGAUGGAAAUUCUCACCAAAGCUGCCAAAGGAGAGACUGAGGAUACAGCUGAAGGGCUCAGCAACCCAUAGAGCAAGUUUCAUUUAGUUUCUUUCCUACAUGCUAUAAACCAUCACUUGAAUUUGGUAUUCAUGGCACUUUGGAAUCUAUAUGGCUUUAUAUUUUCAUGUGUCUGCAUAGGAAGUUCAGUGGUUUCUCACCUUUUAUUGUACAUUUUUCAAGAAUAGUAGUUACCUGCCAUAUAUUAUGUUAAAGAAAGAAGUAGUUAUAGUUGUUGGUGGUGUCAAUGCUGGUUUUAAAACAAAAGGCAAGGAGCAAAGCAUUAAUUUUAACAAAGGUAAUGGAAAAUCAUCAGUCUUGUUUUCCUAAAUGUAUAUUUUCCAGUCCUUUUGAUUGCUGUUGAGUGCAGGAUGUGUAUAUUCUGUGAUUAGUUCUAUAAAUGCUGCCUUUUAAGUUAAAUGUUGUAAAGGCUUGUGCUGGCCACUGACAUUCCAUUCUCUGCCUCGCCCUCCCGGUAAGGUCUUUGUGAUGUGUGAGCAAUGUACUGAGUAUUUUCCUGUUGCUAAAACCAUGUCUCUGCUGUUUUGAGAUGAGCUGUUCAAAUGACAAAUAGUGUAGAAGGGACUUCUAAAAAUGACUGCAAGUGGUGCAGAACAGAACAUUAAGAAGUUGAUUUUAAGCAUUUAUUAUAUUGAUUGCUUUCUUCUGGAAACAAUACCUUCCUUCCUUCUAUUGGAACCCAUUUUGAUGUAAGUGAACAAACAUUUUAUACUGCAAACUGGGUUAUGAUCAAUAAACAAAAACAUUUUUAGUACAUACCAUACAAAAAAGUGACUUUUUUGUUGUAUUGGUUAAUUUAAGUGGCCUAGAUUUUAUUUAUAUAAUUUGUAAAUAAUGUUUCAUAAGUAUUUUAAGAAUUUUUAAAAGACCUCAGCUAAUUAACAGGAUUUAUUACAUAGUGUAAGAGAUAUUUGUAUGAACUGAAUUUGUAAUUUAAUUUUCCUGUUCACCUGUUUUUGUCUUAUUUUCAAACAUAAAUGCUUAUCUAUUUAAAUAAAAAUUCCUGCAGUUAACUCCUGAGCCAGAUUUCCUAGGCACAGCAAAGUUUAGGUCAACAUUUAAUAUAGGUUAAAAAAAAUUAUAAAAGUCUAAAACAAACCAAAAAAAAAAGGCAUGUUUGUUCCUAGUCGUAGUAAGCAUGUAGUAUCGAUCAAAAUGAAAUAAAAUCUGUCACAGUACUGUAUUUUUUAAUGGUUUGGUUUAACUUUUGUUUCCUCUUCAGCCUUCUACAUUUUCUGAUAGAGAGGAAUAAAUGCUCCAUACAGACAGAGUUUUUUAGGAUUGUUGAAAAUUAGUGAUCUGCAUCAGUGAAUAUUUUUCAGACCUACAGAAAAGGACUUAUCCUUGUUUGGGGUUUGGUUUAUUUUUUACAUUGGUGAAUAAAUCACAUAUCUGAAGUCCAUGAUGAUAAAAAAUUAUAGGCCAUGUAUUUGAUUAUCUACUGGAAAAUUUUCUUGAGACUUGCAUGUUUCUUCCCUAUCCACCCUCUCCCAACAGUCUACACAGAAAAGACUUCCUGAAGAGUAGCUUUUACCAUGAAAAGGAAUUUUUUCCAGUGUGUGUUAUUUCUUCUCCCAAGCUUCCUUGAAAAUGUAAUGAUGUAGAGUGCUUGAAAAUUUACUCUUUUAGAAACAUUUCUGGUUUGGAGGUG
Melospiza georgiana is the source of this 4811-nucleotide messenger RNA. RefSeq names its product FYVE, RhoGEF and PH domain containing 3 (gene FGD3). Gene Ontology annotation, molecular function: guanyl-nucleotide exchange factor activity; metal ion binding. The record is from RefSeq and is a predicted model, not a curated record. Gene Ontology annotation, cellular component: cytoplasm. NCBI's taxonomy places the organism in Eukaryota, Metazoa, Chordata, Aves, Passeriformes, Passerellidae. Gene Ontology annotation, biological process: cytoskeleton organization; filopodium assembly.